UCACAAGUCACAUGACUGAUGUGACCACACGGAAAAGAGUAGCUGUGCAGCAUCUAUAAUGCAGCUUCCUGCAGUUUUAUUUUUGGCCAUUUGAUUGCUGCACUCGUGUAGUUACUGUAAUGCGGAACUAACUGCUGCCAUCUCAGAUCUCAAUACAUCAGUUUCAUGCAGGUCUUAGUGUUACAGAAUAUCACUGACCAUGAACAAGAUGAAGAAGAAGACGCUGCCUGAGCGGAUCCUGAAUCACAUCCUGGAGAUUCUCUUCCUGCUGACAGGAGAGUUGUAGGUCAGUGUUACUGUGACAAGGUGAGUUCCUGUUAUUUGGAGUUCUUGGAGUAUUGGGGCUGAUUCACGUGUGACCAACAAGAUGACAACUGAGAAGAACCAAACCUCAGAGAUCUACAUGGUGACUGGGGAGGAAAAAAUGGAGUUUGAUGAAGUUGCAGUUUAUUUCUCGGAGGAGGAGUGGGGCUGUUUAACUGAAGAAGAAAAAGAGCUUUAUAAGGAUGUGAUGAUGGAGAAUUACCAGACCCUCCUGUCUCUAGGAUAUGUUCAUAUGAAACCUUUACUUGUUACAAAGAUUGAGCAUAGAGAGGAGCCGUAUGUGAGCAGUUUUCCAAAUAACAAAGGUGAAUUCACAAACUGCAGUUAUCCUAGUCAUGGUCAGAGUACAGAUACUUCUUUCCGUCUUCUCCAAAAUCAAAGAAGUCACGUAGGAAAUUUCUGUGGGAAAUUUUUCACAGAUAAAUCAUUUAUGUUUGACCAUCUGAAGUCUCGUACAGGAGAGAAAGGAUUUUCAUGUUCUGAAUGUGGGAAAUGUUUUAUUAGGAAAUCCUAUCUUAUUAUGCAUCAGAAAAUUCACACAGAUGAAAAAGCAUUUUCCUGUUCUGACUGUGGGAAAUGUUUUACACAGAAAUCAAAUCUUAUUGAUCAUCAGAAAAUUCAUAGAGGAGAAAAAGCAUUUUCAUGUUCUGAAUGUGGGAAAUGUUUUACUCGGAAAUCAUAUCUUAUUAGACAUCACAAAAUUCACACAGGAGAAAAAGCAUUUUCAUGUUCUGAAUGUGGAAAAUGUUUUACUCGGAAAUCGUAUAGUAUUGAUCAUCAGAAAAUUCAUACAGGAGAGAAAGCAUUUUCAUGUACUGAAUGUGGGAAAUGUUUUACUCAAAAAUCAACUCUUAUUAUGCAUCACAAAAUCCAUACAGGAGAAAAAGCAUUUUCAUGUUCUGACUGCGGGAAAUGUUUUACUCAGAAAUCAGAUCUUAGUAUGCAUCACAAAAUUCACACAGGAGAGAAAUCAUUUUCAUGUUCAGAUUGUGGCAAAUGUUUUACUCGGGAAUCACAUCUUAUUACUCAUCACAAAAUUCAUACAGGAGAAAAAGCAUUUUCAUGUUCUGAAUGUGGGAAAUGUUUUACACAGAAAUCAACUCUUAAUAUGCAUCACAAAAUUCAUACAGGAGAAAAAGCAUUUUCAUGUUCUGUCUGUGGGAAAUGUUUUAGUCGGAAAUCAUAUCUUAUUAUGCAUCACAAAAUUCACACAGGAGAAAAGGCUUUUUUAUGUUCUGUUUGUGGGAAAGGUUUUACUCGGAAAUCAGAUCUUAUUACGCAUCACAAAAUUCACACAGGAGAAAGAGCAUUUUCAUGUUCUGUCUGUGGGAAAUGUUUUACUCGGAAAUCAUCUGUUAUUUAUCAUCAGAAAAUUCAUACAGGAGAGAAAACAUUUUCAUGUUUUGACUGAAAUGUUUUACUCAGAAAUCGCAUCGUAUGUAUGAGAAAAUGUAUACAGGAGAAAAAGCAUUCUCAUGUUCUGACUGUAGAAAAUGUUUUACUCUGAAAUCACAUCUUAUCAGACAUCAGAAAAUUCAUACUGGAGAGAAAGGAAUUUUAUGUUCUGGAUGUGAUAAAUGUUUUGCUAUUAAAUCAAAACUUAUUACUCACCAGAAAAUUCAUAUUAAAGGAAAUCGGAGCUUAACCUCUUCAGCGCAGAGACAAAUAGUCAACAUUCAUACAAUUUAUAGAGUGCUGGUAUUUGCUACAUGUAGACCUCUGGUGGAUGAGCUCUUGUAGCUGUUUGAAGAUCCCUCUUCAUCUCAAGUGGUUAUGAAGUGGCUCAUUAUGUUUGUCAUCCACAGGGGAAUCUGGGAUCCCUAUAUAGGUUUUAGUAGCCUAGGGAUCACCUGUCACAAAUGUGCAUUUAUUUGAGUUUCAUGGGAGGGAGUCUCUAUGUGCAGAUCAAAGAUAUUUAAAUAUGUCCAAAGGCCCUUAUUUAUAUGUUGAUAACUCCAUCUUUUAACUGUAGUUACUGUUGAAAGCAUUAUAGUCAGGUGUUCACUAAAAUGACAGUGUUUCCCUAGCUGGAAUUUAAAUUAACUGUACAGGGUGAGUGAUCCCCUGUGUUAACAUCAAAGUGUGAGAGGCCACAAUGGAACCCACAAGGGUUGCCCCUUUAUUAUUUGCUCUCUCUAUUGAACCAUUGGCUGUAGCCAUCUGAAAAAACCAUAUGAUAAAGAGUAUCUUCUUAUAUGGUACUUAUCAGAAACUGAGUCUGUUUGCAGACAACCUGACAGUCUUUUUAACAGACCCUAAGAAAUCCCGUCCAAUUUUGUUUGACUUGUUUCAUUACUUUUGUUCCUUAUAUUAUAAACAGAAUGUUGAUAAAAUGGACAAUUAACACCUAAAUCUCUCUGAAAGACAGAUUCAAAGUUUACAGGUCCUAUACCAAUUUAAAUGGUGUUGUAGUGGACUCAAGCAUCUUGUUGUGCAAUUAUCGCAUAACUUCACUUGGUUAAUUGAAAAAAAUCAUGGCACCCUCUUUGCAGAACUUUAAUGUUAUC
Molecule: messenger RNA, 2831 nt
Organism: Bombina bombina (fire-bellied toad)
Lineage: Eukaryota; Metazoa; Chordata; Amphibia; Anura; Bombinatoridae
Product: gastrula zinc finger protein XlCGF26.1-like
Exons: 6
Coding region: 368-1735 (455 amino acids)
Biological process (GO): regulation of transcription by RNA polymerase II; central nervous system development
Cellular component (GO): nucleus
Molecular function (GO): DNA-binding transcription factor activity, RNA polymerase II-specific; RNA polymerase II cis-regulatory region sequence-specific DNA binding
Source: RefSeq, a predicted model, not a curated record